This is a messenger RNA of Lasiosphaeria miniovina, 682 nucleotides long. RefSeq lists its product as uncharacterized. The record is from RefSeq and is a predicted model, not a curated record. Bases 226 to 624 code for a protein of 132 amino acids. The transcript has a single exon. Lineage: Eukaryota; Fungi; Ascomycota; Sordariomycetes; Sordariales; Lasiosphaeriaceae.
GCACAGUUCCGGCAGCCCGGCUUUGCUUCGUCGCAUCGGAGCUGUUAAUUUACAUUACAUCAGUCUCUCAUACAGUGCACUCCCACGUACGUCCCACCACGACCACGCGCCACGACGGGGCCAUCCAAUGCAUGGGACGGAUUUCAAUGGGUCGCGUACCCGCCUGAGCUUGCACGUCCGGCAGCCGCUUCUUGACUUUUGCUUGUUCUUCAUUUCGCGCUUUGCAUGGCCCAGCCAAGCGCAAGCCUUUUUGCCGCUGUUGCUGCUGGCGCUGGUUGCCGCUUUGCUAUUGCUGUUGGGUUGCUUCUUGUCUCUGGGCUGCGGAGAGCAUGCGCUGAUCUGGGCUGGCGGGUUCUGGAUGAGGACAAAAAGAGCGUAGGAACGGGGCCUCAACGACGUGGCCGACGACAGACAGACAAGGCCUUGAAUGGGGGCGCAGCCGACGCCUUCUUGACCUGGACGGUCCCACGCACGCCCUGGGACGCCGACAAUAGGUUGAUAAGCCCGCAGGUGCAACCAAUCGAAGAGGUCCCGACAAUCGUUGCGGGCUGGGUCUGGCUGCGACGAGUGAAGGGCUGGAGCGGGGUUUUGGUCCACUUAAGCUCUCGAUCACGCCAACAGUAGCGCCACCAAACGGUGGAGUGCCGCACUCGCUAAGGGCUCGAGGAGCGAACGAUGGGAC